ACAGACUUUGCUUUGCCCUUCUCUCUCUCUCUCUCCUCACUGAUACCGCUGUGCUGCAAAUUGCAGUGCAAUGCAAAGCAAUGACUGUUCUCUCUCUCUCUCUCUCACUGUCACACACACACAUUGACCCGCGCGCUUCUUCCUUUUACGAGAAAACUCCAAAACCCAACACCAUUUUUAACUCUCUCAUUUCAAAUCUAUUAACUUUAUUAAAGUGUAUUAAACUAAUCAGUGUUAAUCUCAAGCUUACCUUCAAUGGAGAAUACCAUAACUAAAAGUGAUUGGUUAUUUUUUUCUUUUUUGUUUUUUUAAAAAAUAAUUGAAAAAGUUGCGAACUCAAAAGAUAGUGAAAAAUAAUUGUUUUUCUUAAUUGGGUUGUCACAUUUAUGGCGUUUUCGUUUUGCCCAAACAAUUCACAGGUUUUUCUCUUUUAACUUUCUUCCACUCUUGUUUCUUGGGACGUUUUUAACAGUGACUCCUUAGGGUUUCUCUCUCUCUCUAGUCUACUGUGUCUUUUGUUGCUACCACCCUCUUCUCCUUUUCUUUAUCUUUCUUCUCUACAAGUUUUGGUUUGUGGGUUUGUGGGAUUUUUUCAUUUUGUGAUCUCAGAGUAUUCUGGAGCACAUUGUUUGGUCUUGGUUUUGGGGUUUGAAAGUUUUCUAGAGUUUCUAUCAGUUGAAGAGUGCUUAUUAGCUGUGAUCAACAAAACUUGAAUUGCUUGGUGUAGAUUUUUUUGAGCUUUAAAGCGAAUCUGUUCAUGCUUUCUACCGCAUUUGGAUUUUGGCUGAAGUUUAUUUGGGUGUCGUUCUGUUCAGUCUUCAGAUCACUGAUUUUCUUUAAUGGCAUUUGGACGCUUCUGGUAAGAUCUGCAUGGAUUUUUACUUAUCAGUUUUUUGCUCAAAACGUGUUCAAGGAACUUGAGAGCAUUUCACACAUCUUCUCGAGAAAAUUUCUGGGGUCAUUUUUGCUUACAUUUGUGGUGCAGAACAUUUGCACCGACAAGUUCUUAUUGGCUUUAUUAUCCGAUCUGGACGAAAAAGGUGGUGCCUUUUCUGAUUGAAUAUUGUUUAUUGUCCACAAAGUUAGCUUUUUGGGUCUGUCGUGAUCCAGGGAGUGUGAACUGGAACUUAAUAAGUCCAACCAGUCUUACUUCACAGAUAAAUAACUGAAUAUGGAUUUCUUCAAAGUUAAGAAAUUCAGGAAAGCCCACAAACCAGUUGUGGAAAGUGAAAUAGAGGACAAGCCUGUGCCUCAGCCAGAAGAGCUAAAGAAGGAGAAUGGAGGAGGUGAUGAACUUUCAACUAAGACAAAUGAUGCUGAUCCCAGUGCUGAAGCCGAAGCUGAGGAUGAUGAUGAUGAUGAUUUCAUCACAAAUGAGGUAAAAAGAAGAUUAAAAGAACUUAGAAGGAAUAGUUUUAUGGUUUUAAUUCCUGAAGAAGAGUCAUGUGCUGAAGAAGAUGAAGGAGAAGAGGAAGAUGAGGAAGGUGAGAGAAGCUCUUGUGAGUGGAGAGAUGUUGAGGCAGAAGGUCGACAAUGGUGGGGUGGAUUUGAUGCUUUGUAUGACAAAUACUGUGAGAGGAUGUUGUUCUUUGAUCGUAUGAGCACUCAACAGCUCAAAGAAAAUGGCUCCCAAACUCCCACCACCCCAUCACCAAGAUCUGCAUCUAAAAAGCUGACAUCGCCUCUCCGCUGUCUCUCUUUGAAAAAGUUUGAAGAACCUGAUGAUGAAACUGAGCAUCUUCAGCAAUUGCAGCAUGACCCUUAUCAGGAUAUUGAAACAGCAUAUGUAGCUCAGAUUUGCUUGACUUGGGAGGCACUUCACUGCCAAUACACCCAGAUGUGUCAGAAAAUUGUGUGCCAACCUGAAAAUUCCACCUGCUACAACCACAGUGCUCAACAGUUUCAACAAUUCCAGGUUUUGUUACAAAGGUAUAUAGAGAAUGAGCCAUUUGAGCAAGGUCUGAGGGCAGAAAUUUAUGCUCGUGCAAGGAAGUCUCUUCCUAAAUUGGUACAGGUCCCUAAUGUGAAAGCUUCGGAUCAAAAAGAGAUAGAGGGAGAAGAGUCACCGUUAACUGUUCUUGCCGCUGAUCUUAUCAAGAUUAUGGAGUCUUCAAUUCUAACUUUCCACCUUUUCCUCAAGAUGGAUAAGAAAAAAUCAAGCGGGUCUCUUAAUCUCUUUGGAAACCAGAACCAUAAUGCAACCCCACUUCACCAGAUUCAAUCAUCUCUCGAGAAGAAAGAGAUGAAGCUCAAGGAACUGCGCAAGAAAAGGAGAGGUUGGAAAAAGAGGUCAUGGCCAUUGAUACAAGAAGAUGUUCCGUUGUUGUUUGGCUUAAUCGAUGUCAAAGUCGUGUCGAGGGUCCUUAGAAUGGUGAAGAUUACGAAUGAGCAGCUAGUUUGGUGUGAGGAGAAGAUGAAGAAACUUGAUCUGGUGGACGGUAAGUUGCGAAGAGACCCUUCCCCAAUACUUUUCCCCUGUUAAUACGGAUACCUGCUUUCUAAGAACCCUCCCCUGCCAGAUUUUCCCUUUUUGGGAUGCCAUUUUCGAUGCUUGGGAAUGUCAAUCCCUUGCAUUGCAUGAUAGUUUUGUCUAUACUCCUCUAGUACCCAUACCCACCAAUUAAACUAGGUAACUUUAGUUAGAGGCCAUCAUUUUGCUAUGUUAAACAGGAGAUUAUUACUGGCUACCAAUUACCCAAGAUUGUAGGGGAGAAGAAGGGCUUAACUUUGGUUUUCCCAUCUGAUGCUGCACUUCCUUUUAAAAGCAAUUUGUAUUGAAAACUAUAUUGUAUGUCAUGCUAUUAUCAUUGGUGUAACAUACAGUUGCUGUGGAUAUUUAUGUAGUUAUUGCAUG
Cannabis sativa is the source of this 2854-nucleotide messenger RNA. RefSeq lists its product as uncharacterized. The coding region runs from base 1172 to 2482 and encodes 436 amino acids. The transcript is spliced from 5 exons. NCBI's taxonomy places the organism in Eukaryota, Viridiplantae, Streptophyta, Magnoliopsida, Rosales, Cannabaceae. The record is from RefSeq and is a predicted model, not a curated record.